AUGGUGGAGGUGGAGGAGGAGGAGGAUGAGAAGGAGAAAGCGAUUGCCAAUGACGAGGUGAUCGCUCGUGCCAUCCAUGACACAGAACUCAUCAGCGCAACCGAGGAAACGACAGAGGCCAUUGUCAGUGACGAGGCCAUUGUCAGUGACGACGCCAUCGCACACCUCUUGGCGGAGGAGGUGGAGAUGGGCGGUGACUCCGACACUGAUGAUAGCGUGGAGGAGGAGGAGGAUGAGGAGAUGGGUGGCAACUUUGACACUGACGAGGAGGAGGAGGAGGAGGAGGAGAUGGGCGGCAACUCCGACAUGACUAACAACGACAAGGAGGAGGAGGGUGAAGAGAUGAGUGGCAACUCCGAUAUGACCAGUGAUGACAGGAGGAGGAGGAGGAGGAUGAGGAGAUGUGCGACUCCGACAUGA
This is a messenger RNA of Phragmites australis (common reed), 420 nucleotides long. RefSeq names its product nuclear polyadenylated RNA-binding protein 3-like. The coding region runs from base 1 to 420 and encodes 139 amino acids. The record is from RefSeq and is a predicted model, not a curated record. Lineage: Eukaryota; Viridiplantae; Streptophyta; Magnoliopsida; Poales; Poaceae. The transcript has a single exon.